Lacerta agilis (Sand lizard) is the source of this 2949-nucleotide messenger RNA. RefSeq names its product polypeptide N-acetylgalactosaminyltransferase 11 (gene GALNT11). Lineage: Eukaryota; Metazoa; Chordata; Lepidosauria; Squamata; Lacertidae. The transcript is spliced from 12 exons. The record is from RefSeq and is a predicted model, not a curated record. Gene Ontology annotation, biological process: regulation of Notch signaling pathway. Gene Ontology annotation, molecular function: Notch binding. Gene Ontology annotation, cellular component: Golgi apparatus. Bases 195 to 2021 code for a protein of 608 amino acids.
CUGCCCCCCCCCUCGCGCGCUCCCCUCAGAGAGCCGUUGCCGCCAGCGCCUCUCUCUCUCUCCCUCAGGUGAAGAGGAUGGUGGCGGUUCCGCCGAGUCGCGCUCCUGAGCCCCUCCGCCCUCCAGCAGCUGCAUCGCACGGUCGCCACAACGCGGGGGAUUGAGAAUGUGCUAACAACAAUGCUAGGAUUACAAUGGGAAGUGUCACACUUCGCUACUUCUGCUAUGGCUGCCUCUUCACAUCUGUGACCUGGACACUUCUACUCUUUAUUUAUUUCAACUUCAGCGAAGAGACCCAGUCUUUCAAGAAUGUGCCCAUCAAGGGGCUUGAACCUCAGAAGCCAUUUCCUAAAAAGAUCUAUCCCCGUUUUGUCCAUGGGCCAGUACACGUACCUGAAGCUCACCACAGAUACAGUAAGAACAGGAAUCCAUUGGGAAAUGCUGCACAGGAUCCCAUCAAGGGGGAUACUGAUAUUUCUCCUGAAAUGGGUAUGAUUUUUAAUGAACAAGACCAGGAAGUGAGAGACUUGGGCUAUCAAAAGCAUGCUUUCAAUAUGCUCAUCAGUAACCGGUUGGGAUAUCACAGAGAUGUGCCAGACACAAGAGAUGCAAAGUGUAAAGAAAAAAGUUAUCCUCAUGAUCUGCCCUAUGCUAGCAUUAUAAUUUGUUUCUAUAAUGAAGCAUUCUCUGCCUUGCUUCGGACAGUGCAUAGCGUUUUGGACCGCACGCCAUCUGAUCUUCUCCAUGAAAUUAUCUUGGUGGACGACAGUAGUGAAUUAGUUGAUCUGAAAGAAGAAUUGGAUGCUUAUCUAACAAAAAAUCUUCCAAACAACAUAAAGCUAGUCAGAAAUGAGAAGCGAGAAGGGCUAAUUCGUGGGAGAAUGAUUGGAGCUUCCCAUGCUACAGGGAAGGUACUUGUGUUUCUGGACAGUCACUGUGAGGUGAAUGAGCUGUGGUUGCAACCUUUGCUGACACCCAUCCAGGAAUCACGGAAAACAGUGGUUUGUCCUGUCAUCGAUAUAAUCAGCGCUGACACGCUUACCUACAGCUCUUCUCCAGUUGUCCGUGGAGGGUUCAACUGGGGUCUGCACUUUAAAUGGGAUCUUGUUCCUUUGUCUGAACUGGAAGGCCCUGAGGGAGCCACUUCUCCAAUCAAGUCACCUACCAUGGCAGGAGGCUUGUUUGCAAUGGACAGAGAAUAUUUCAAUGAACUUGGACAAUAUGAUAGCGGCAUGGACAUCUGGGGAGGGGAAAACCUGGAAAUAUCAUUUCGGAUCUGGAUGUGUGGGGGCAAACUUCUCAUCAUCCCAUGCUCCAGAGUCGGACACAUCUUUCGUAAAAGGCGACCUUAUGGCUCCCCAGGCGGACAGGACACCAUGGCGCACAACUCUCUACGGCUAGCUCAUGUGUGGAUGGAUGAAUAUAAGGAACAGUAUUUUGCUCUGCGACCAGAAUUACGGACAAGAAACUAUGGGAAUAUUACUGAUCGUGUGGAGUUGAGAAGAAAGUUGAACUGCAAAUCGUUUAAGUGGUAUUUAGACAAUAUAUACCCAGAGAUGCAAAUUUCUGGAUCUAAUGCCAAAGUACAGCCGCCACUCUUUUUCAACAAAGGGCAAAAACGACCAAAAACAUUGCGACGUGGACGGCUGCUUCAUAUUCAGACAAAUAAAUGUCUUGCUGCCCAAGGCCAUCCAAGUCAAAAAGGAGGACAUGUUGUGGUCCGAGAGUGUGAUUACAAUGAUCAAAAUCAGGUAUGGCUUUACAAUGAAGAUCAUGAGCUGAUCCUAAACAAUCUCCUAUGCUUGGAUGUGUCUGAAUCUCGCACUUCUGAUCCACCACGCCUUAUGAAAUGCCAUGGAUCAGGAGGAUCUCAGCAAUGGGUGCUUGGGAAACAUAAUCGACUCUAUCAGGUGUCCGUUGGGCAAUGCAUGAAGGUAGCUGAUCCGCUUAGCCUCAAAGGAUAUGUGACCAUGGCAAUUUGUGAUGGCUCCCUCCCUCAGCAGUGGCGCUUUGAAAGCUGAGUGACAGUGAAGGCCCAUUUCCACAGUAGCCCAUAGAUGACCUUAUGGAGCCUGCAGUCCCUGCUGCUAUUUCUGAAACGGAACAGUUUGGGAAGAUUUUAGAAGCAAGCGGAAUAGGAGCUGUAGCAGCCAUGUGUCAAUCUCUACACACAUAGAAGUGCAAUUCAUGUAAGUUUUUUGCACUUUCCUGGCAAAUGUAGAUACUCUAAAUAGUUAGACCAUUCUAUUUAAUUAGGAAAGGAAAUUAAUAUUGAAUAUUUCCAAUAGUCAGAUGACUACCUUGUCUUUCCAGUACUUCUUGCACAAGUAUUACUGUACUAUUACUUUCUUUGUUUGGAUGAAUUAUUUUAACUGAUCUGGAAAAAGAAUAUUCAUUUUUAAACAAAUCUCUGUAUUUAAUUUUAAUUCAUUAAUUUUAACAUGUUAUAAAGUCAUUACAGAUUUUGAUGACUCUGGGCAGCAUCCAGAAUCAUGAAGUGGAAGUAUGUUUAUGCAGUGGGUCUCAUGCCUUCUCCCUGCUGCCCCCCUGUAUCCCAAACGCCUCCCCUGAAGAUCUGGGAAUCCUUAGGGAGGUAUGGGAAUGGGGGUUGCAGCAGUCGGGAACAAUUACUGGAAUUCAGGUAGGGACUGACUUGCAAUAGCAGAAGUGCCUUUUUGCUUGCGAAUCUUCAGGUGCCACCAUAUGAAAUUGGCAUUUUAAGAGCAAGUAUGGUACUUUUUCUGUUAUAAUCAGUUUCUGAGUGAAGAGGUCAAUAGAAAUGAUUAUGGUGCAAGAUGUAUGUAUCUCAAUACACUUGUGUUGACUUUUUAAUUUCUUCCUCUGGAUUGAAAGCAUUAAUUGCUGAUUUUUCCUUUAUUGGUUCAUUCAGCACUGGUUUAAAAUGCAGUUGCAUAAUAAACUUGUAAAAAUAUUUCAGGGUUAACAAUG